CUCGAGACAGUCGCGCGAGUAGAAGAAACUGGACCGGAAGUGCGUAUAACACCAGCUGAAGAGAUAAACGCUACCCAGAGGAAGCACAAUGCCUGAAGUAAAAUCAAUGUUUCGAGAGGUUCUGCCUAAACAAGGUCAGCUUUCCAUGGAGGACGUGCCCACCAUGGUCCUGUGCAAACCCAAACUUCUCCCACUGAAAUCUGUGACGCUGGAGAAACUGGAGAAGAUGCAACGGGAAGCACAGGAGCUCAUUAAACAACAAGAAAUGGCUCUUAGGGAACAUCAGCAACCAGAAAAAGCUGAGUAGGGUACACUACCAAGAGAUGAAGUGCACACUUCCAUUACAACCUAGUAUCAGCACAUAUCACUGAUAGAGUAAGUCAUAAUUCAUGUAUGGUCAACUGCAACAGUCAACUGUCAGAUUAAAUCUAUCAUUUUCUUUGUUCAUUUGAUAGAUAUAUAUUCCUUCAUGGGCUUAUUUAUGCUUUUGUUUGAGACCAUGUAUUAGAUAAGUUUAUAUCACUAUUUUUAAAAGGCAAGUUUAUGAUUCAAAUGACUGCAGCUCUGCAUGGAUUUAAUAUAUAUAUAUUCUCAAAUAUGUUGUAAAUAUAUGUGCAGUAUGGUAAAACUGCUCUGACAUCACUGUGAAUUAGGCUUUUCUCAAAAACAGCAGCUCAUGAAUUCAUGAAAUCGUGGUUCUGCACAGGCUUUAUAUUCUUUCUGGUUUGUCAGCACACUGUAUUCUGUAUCUGUCAUAUUUAAAUAUAUUUCUCUUCAUAACUA
This is a messenger RNA of Myxocyprinus asiaticus (Chinese sucker), 783 nucleotides long. RefSeq names its product BBSome interacting protein 1 (gene bbip1). The transcript has 3 exons. The coding region runs from base 89 to 307 and encodes 72 amino acids. Lineage: Eukaryota; Metazoa; Chordata; Actinopteri; Cypriniformes; Catostomidae. Gene Ontology annotation, biological process: receptor localization to non-motile cilium; cilium assembly. Gene Ontology annotation, cellular component: BBSome. The record is from RefSeq and is a predicted model, not a curated record.